AUGGCUCGUGGUAGUAAAAACCGGCAAGCCAAGGCGGCUGCCAAAUCUGCGGCGGCGGCAGUCUCUGCAUCUGACAAGGUAGAAGUCCCGCCUGCAGAGGAAGCACCACCUGCUCCCACGUCUACGGAGGUGCCAUCCACAGCCGCGUCCACAUCUGCCCAAGAUGCAGCGGGUUCCUCGCCAGAAACGAAGGAGAGCGAUGUCCCUGCCUCUGAUGAUAUGCCUACGUCCAAUCCUGUGGACGAAGAAGCAGAAAUAAGCGAGGCCAACGAGCCUGCGCCUACAGAGACAAGCACCUCAGAGCCCACUGUCGUUCCGGAGGCUCCGCCGGUGUCGGAAGAUCCGACAUUGCCGGCCGAGGACGCCGAGACCCCUCCUACGUCUAGCACAAAAGAAGAGGUGGCGCCUGCAGUCCCUGAGAAAGCGGAAACCAAGGUAGACAUUCUGGAUCGAAUGUCACCGGAGGAGCGUGAGAAGGAGCUGCGCGACCAAGUGACGCACUUGAAUGCCAAGCUCGUCGCUUCGUUCAACCGCAUGUCUGAUCUGGAAGACGAUCUAUCUGUGGCCCACAAUCGGAUCAUGGUCCAUACGACGCGUAUCGCUGAGCUGAGUAAGGAACGUGAUCAGUACAUUUCUGCUCUGAACACAGGUCUGUUGGUGGAAAAAGCACAUGUCACGGCGGAAAUGCAGCGCAUGAUGGAGCGUGUCGUCGACGAAGCGGCACAGCGUGGUAAGGCAGAGAGCGACAAGACGCGUAUUGAAGCUGAGCUGGAAGAACUGAGUGCAUCACUAUUCAAUGAGGCUAACAAAAUGGUGGCUGUUGAGCGUCUGGCGCGUGCUAAGGCGGAAGAGAAGAGUGAGAGUUUGGAGCGAAGUUUGCAUCACACUGAGCAGCUCAUGUCGGAACAGCAAGAUCUCAUCAAGUCUAUGCAAAGCGACUUGGAAUCGCUACGCCUUCAUCCCGAGGCGGAGUCUGCGGAAGCAUCGACUGUCAUGGAACCCUCUUCUAUGGCGGCGUCGGUGGUCGUCUCCCCGCCCACUGUCAAUGUGAACAUCCCUGCGUACCAAGAGUUUUUGAGCUUUUUGCAUCAUCUGCGUGGCCUGCAUCAGCAGCUAUCACCGUACUUUGAAAUGGUGGAGCGGGGCACCGACUGGACCAAGACGCCGCCUGCGCCUGGUGCCAUGUCGCUAGGCGGCGUCGUGUCACCUGCCAUCUCUGGGUCGCCGUCCGUCGUACGACACCGUGACUAUCCUCAUUUACCGAUCUCGGCAGAGCAGCUGGUCCAGCUCUCUGGCCAGACGACGCUACCGUUCAUCAAGCGUAUGCAAGAAGAAGAUUCCGACCCUUGUCUUCGUCUCAGUCAUGCGCCUGGUCUCAAUUGGCUAGCACGUCGGCAGGCUACUACGGCUUUGCUGGAUGGCAAUGUGGUGAUUGAGCCGCUGUUUGCAGGUGGCCGUAUUGAGAACGAGGAGGCGUUACGGGCAGAAUACGGCGUCCUAGCGCCUACGCCAUGUGCGCUCUGCGGCACACCGCUACUCAACGUGACGGCUUUGGUACCUGGUGCUCAGACCUCGUCUGCCGAUCUCGGUGGCUUGCGUGCUGCCGCCGGUGGACUGGCCUAUUCGCUGCGUGACUCCACCUCGUCGCGACGCAGUCUUCCGUCCUUGUUCCAUUCCCUACGACGCGGUAUCGAUCGCUCUCAAUCAUCGUCUCCUCAGCCGGAUGGCAGGGCAGAGACGAAGGAAUCUACCGAGAUCUUUUCUCAAGACAUGUCGUCGCCGCAGCUUACGGAUUCCCUGCCGAUCCCGACACACUACUUCCGGAUCUCUGAUCACGCGUCUGGCCGUCAUCUGAUCUGUACACAUCAUUGUCUGCAGCGGUUGCGCGUGGUAUGUGCAUUCUGGUCGUUCCUACGUACGCUGGAACGAGCGAUUGUGUUGGAAGGCAAAGUCGAGCCUGAGGUUGUUGGCCAGACGCGGAUCCUGCCAUCCAGCCAGGAGGCACCGAAAGCAUCCUCGGACGCUGCGCCGGUGCCUGACGUGAACGAGCAAGAAGGUCAGGUCGGCCCUACUGCGGAACCAGCGUCGCCGGAAAAGGCGUCCACAGACACGACUGAGGCCGCUGCCAUAUCCUCGAAGAAAGACUCGGACGAGUCGGAUGAUGAGGAGAUCGAUGUGUUUGACGAGGCGAUGGGCGACGCUGUGCAAGGAGAUACAAGUGCGUCCAAGGAUGAGACUGUGACAGCGGCCGCGCCCCCGCCUCCCUUGCCAGCUCGUCGUCCCUCUACACCCAACGUACAUGGACCCUUACGCACGUCGUUCCCAUGGCAGUCAGAUCGGACCCAUUUGGCUUGGGAAGAGAGUUUGUGGGCCGAAGUAUUGCGGUACAAGGAGCUCAUGUGGAAGGCGCGCGUGGGCAUCGAUUUGACUCAGCUAGACAUUGUAUAG
Malassezia pachydermatis is the source of this 2448-nucleotide messenger RNA. RefSeq lists its product as hypothetical. The record is from RefSeq and is a predicted model, not a curated record. The transcript has a single exon. Bases 1 to 2448 code for a protein of 815 amino acids. Gene Ontology annotation, cellular component: Golgi to plasma membrane transport vesicle; cell tip. NCBI's taxonomy places the organism in Eukaryota, Fungi, Basidiomycota, Malasseziomycetes, Malasseziales, Malasseziaceae. Gene Ontology annotation, biological process: exocytosis. Gene Ontology annotation, molecular function: guanyl-nucleotide exchange factor activity.